AUGGAUGUGAGGGAGCUGAGAGGCCGCGAUGUUGUUCUCGUUGACAUUCUGCUACAGCCGGUGCACCAGCGCUGCCACAAGCCCAGCCGAGCUCUCUGGCAGGCACUCCGCCAACACUACCUGGUGCCGCCCAAUGGCUUCCCCAUUUUCAAUCCAGACUUCACUCUCCGAGCACCUUCAGAAGCAGAUGCUGCAGCAGCAGCAGCAGCAACAGCAGCAGCAGCAGUAGAGGCAACAGACGACUGGGUGGUGGUGUGGGGCAAGAGGCCAGGAGCGGGCACAGCGGAGGAGCUAGCAGCCCUGCAUCUCGCCCUCGUGGAAGCAUUCGGAGCGCGGCGCCUGCGCACAGUGGGGGGCUCAGCCGCGUUGGACCUGGUGACAGUGAAGCGCACGUUCAACCGCGCGCGCGUGUUUGUGGCCCCGCACGCCCCACUGCUGAACCACAUGGUGUUCAUGCCGCCGCGUGCCGUGGUGCUGGAGUUGCGGCCGCAGGGGGCGCAGGGGAGCGAGUAUGCCGUGUUCCAUCGGCUGGCGGAUGCGUGUGGGUUGGAUUACCACCUGUUGCUGUGUCAGGGGGAGGUGCCCUGGCGAAUGGGGCUGGGGAAUAUGAGCAGGAUUGUGGAGGUGCUGAGAGGGGUAGCAGAAAGCUUUGGAGAACGAGAUGUUCGUGCAGCCAGAAAGCACGCUGGACUGGACGGCCUUGACAGCGAAAUGGCGACGGCAACAGCAGCACGGGAUUUGGAGGUGCGGCUGAAGGAGAUGCUGAACGGCAUGGUGCUGACGAUGAAGAUGGAUGAGUCAGCAGGAGGCGUGGGCGAGCGCGUGGCGGCGUUGGAGGCGAAGCUGAGGGAGCAGGGCGACGCCAUGGCUGCCAUGCAGCGCGACAUGGCCGACAUGCGCCGCGCCAUGGCCCUCCUCAAGGGGAUGGCGGCGACGGGCGCUUUGGCGGAGAAGAGUGAGGGGGGAGGAGAGGGGGAGGGGGAGGGAAAAGGAAUUGCGUCGGGCGAAGCAGCGGAGGGCAAUGGCGCGCAGCCGCUGAAAGGCGCCCCCCGGGAUAACAUUCUCGCUGCACUUGAAGCGGUGAAUGGAGAGGCGAGUGAGAUGCGCGGGGAGAUGGCCGCGCUUAGGACGGAGCUUGCGCGGUUGAGGGAAACGGCGGAGCGGCAGGCGGCGGAGGUGGCGUACGUGAAGGCGACGGCGGCGCACUCGGAGGCGCGCAUCAACGAAGUUGAGCUGGCGCUCGCCGCAAUCAAGGACGAGCGCAAGGCGGAGAAGAGCCGCGCCGAGCGCGAGGAGAGCAGCGGAAGGGAGGAUGCGGAGGCGGAGAGGCGCGAGGGGAAGCGGCGGAAAAGGGAGGAAGGAGGGGACAAAGGGGGCAUGGCAGAUGGGCUAAGUGCUAGUGAUAAUUUGCUUGAAGAACAGCGGGAUGAGGCGGAAAGGGAUGGCGAAGCGUACGGGCAGAAGAAUGGUUCGUCUUGUGACACGGAGUCAUGGGAGGCACUGAUGACGCUGUGGAGGAAGGUAGUUCCCGGCGAGACGCGCAUGGAGCUCAACGGCGUCCGUUCCGUCACCGACGACGCCCUCUCAAAAGUCGCCACCUUAAGCUCUCUAACCGCACUCAACCUCAGAGAAUCCUCGGGCUUCACUGAAGCCGGGGUGAGAGGGCUCUCUUGCCUCACGGCUCUGACAUAUCUGAAUGUACGGGGUACAGCCACAGCAGACGCGGCUCUUGAAGGCGUCGCCAGGCUGGAGAAGCUUCAAGACCUUGUCCUUAAUCAGACAAAGAUAACCGAUGUGGGAAUAGCAAAACUACAGGGAUUGUCAGCACUCAAGACUCUAUACAUAGGCAGCGUGUCGAUCACGUCUGCCAGCAUGGUGCAUGUGGGCAAGCUGACAUCGCUGGAACGUCUUGCACUGCAUGGCACUGGAGUGAGGGAGGACGGACUGCGGCACUUGACUGCUCUCACAGCACUCAAGCUCUUCACUCUGCCUCCAGGGAUGACCGAUUCCGGCAUGAAGCUCCUGAGAAAUAUGAAAGCCCUCGAGACUGUGGGGAUAUGGAAGGCUAGGGUCACUGCCUCUGGUGUCAAAUGGCUCUUGGGCUUGAAGAGGCUGCAGAAAAUCGCAACAGAGGCUGAAGAUGUUCAAGAUGUUUGGGGCUUGGGAAGGAGCUGGGAUCUGGGGGAACUUGUGCAUAUCAUGCAGGCUUUUCAAAUGCUGGAAAAGAUGGGGCCCGCGAAGGCUUUGAGGGGAGGUGGUGGGAGUGGCAUGAUGAACAGCAGCAACAGCAGCAGCACUAGUAGCGGAGAUGAGAGUGGGACGGCGGGUGCAGGGCAGGGGAGUGGCGGUGCCAAGAGGACGGGUGGUGAGACGUCGGGCAAGGGAGGGUGGUGGCGCAGGUGCGGGGAGGGGGCGCUGCUGCUGCUGGGGGCGGAGGUGACUGGCGUGGACUUUGGGCGCAUGGACGUGCGGGAGCUCACAGGCCGUGGCAUCGUGCUCUUUGUGGCCCUUCCUCCUCCCCUCUCCUUCUCCCCAUCCCCAUCCCCCCAGACAUUCUCCUACAGCCGGUGCACCAGCGCCAUCACAAGCCCAGCCGAGCUCUCUGGCAGACACUCCGCCACCACUACCUGCUGCCGCCUGGCUUCCCCUCUGGGUGGUGGUGUGAGGGAAGCGGCCAGGAGCGGGCACAGCAGAGGAGCUAGCAGGGCUGCACGUGGCGCUGGUGGAGUGAAGCGCACGUUCAACCGCGCGCGCGUGUUUGUGGCCCCGCACGCCGCCCCAUGUCGUGGUGCUGGAGUUGCCACAGGGGGCGCAGCUGAGCGAGCAUGCCGUGUUCCAUCGGCUGGCGGAUGCGUGUGGGUUGGAUUACCACCUGUUGCUGUGUCAGGGGGAGGUGCCCUGGAGAAUGGGGCUGGGGAAUAUGAGCAGAAUUGUGGAGCAUACAGCGAGGCAGUAACUUACGGUGACGAGCAUCACAGCAUUGACAGCGAAAUGGCGACGGCAACGGCACCGCGGGACAUGGAGCUGCGGCUGGUGAACGGCAUGGUGCUGAAGGUGCAGCUGGCGGAGAUGGCCGGCGGCGUGGGGGAGCGCGUGGCGGCGUUGGAGGCGAAGCUGAGGGAGCAGGGCGACGCCAUGGCUGCCAUGCAGCGCGACUUGGCCGACAUGCGCCGCGCCAUGGCCCUCCUCAAGGGGAUGGUGGCGGCGGGCGCUUUGGGGGAGAAGAUUGAGGGGGAGGGGGCGGGAAACGGGAGUGCGUCGGGGGAGGCAGCAGAGGGCGCUGGCGCGCAGCCGCUGAAAGGCGCGCGGGAUAACAUUAUCGCUGCGCUAGAAGUGGAGGAGGUGAAGGCGCAGGUGGAAGCGGCGAGGGGGGAGGCGCGGGUCGCGGUGAGUGAGAUGCGCGGGGAGGUGGGCGCGCUGAAGGCGGAGCUUGCGCGGAUAAAGGCUGCGACGGAGCGGCAGGCGGCGGAGGUGGCGUACGUGAAGGCGACGGCGGCGCACUCGGAGUCGCGCAUCAACGACGCCGAGCUGGCGCUCGCCGCCAUCAAGGACGAGAGCAAGGCGGAGAAGAGCCGCGCCGAACGCGAGGAGGGCGGCGGGGAAGGGCGGGCAGGGGAGGAGAGACGGGAGGGGAAGAGGCGGAAGAGGGAGGAAGGGGAGGCGAAAAGGGGGGAGUGUCAGAUGCUGCUGCGGGCGCUGGGCGCACUGAUGCUGCUGUGGAGCGAAGCGGUUCCAGACAUGGUUCUCAUGGACCUGAGUGGCGUCCCCCUCCUCACCGACGCUGCUCUUGCACGACUCGCCUCCUUUUCCUCUCUAACCACACUCAACCUCAACGGCUCCUCCGGUUUCACUGAAGCAGGGGUGAAAGGGCUUUAUUCUCUCACGACUCUCAAGUGUCUGGUUUUGCAGAAUACAGCCACAACAGACGCGGCUCUUGAAGGCAUUUCCAGCUUGAAGAAUCUCCGCGCGCUUGAUCUCUUCAACACCAAGAUAACGGAUGCGGGAGUAGCGAAGCUGCAGGGGAUGACGUCUCUCGUGGAACUGCUCUUAGGCGCCUGUGACGCGGUCACAGAUGCCAGCAUGGUGCAUCUGGGCAAGCUGACAGCAUUGGAAUCGCUCGCUCUGAGCGACACUGCAGUGACAGAGGAUGGACUGCUGCGCUUGAGUACGCUCAUCGCACUGAAGCUCCUCGUCUUGCCUCCAGGGGUGACCGACUCUGGCAUGAAGCACCUGAGGAAUUUGAAGCGCCUGGAGAAGCUGUGUGUGUGGGAUGCUAAGAUCACUGCUGCCGGUGUCAAGUGGCUCAAGGGGCUCAGGCUGCAGGUGAUUGCGACAGAUGCAGAAGACGUUGCAGAGUUGAUCAGGGACAUCUUUCCUGGGAUGAUCGCCCUCCUUUUCCCCUCCUUUUCCCCUCCUUUUCCCUCCUUUUCCCCUCCUUUUCCCCUCCUUUUCCCUCCUUUUCCCCUCCUUUUCCCCUCCUUUUCCCCUCCUUUUCCCCUCCUUUUCCCCUCCCUUUCCCCUCCUUUUCCCCUCCCUUUCCCCUCCUUUUCCCCUCCUUUUCCCCUCCCUUUCCCCUCCUUUUCCCCUCCUUUUCCCCUCCCUUUCCCCUCCCUUUCCCCUCCCUUUCCCCUCCCUUUCCCCUCCCUUUCCCCUCCCUUUCCCCUCCCUUUCCCCUCCCUUUCCCCUCCCUUUCCCCUCCCUUUCCCCUCCCUUUCCCCUCCCUUUCCCCUCCCUUUCCCCUCCAGAAUCUCAUCUGUGUCUGGCCUGUCCGCCGCCUUUCACCCCUCCCCACCGCUCAGAUAUCCAAAGCUCAUUCUUGCUUCUCACCUACUCGCACAGCUCCUCCGUUUGUAA
Molecule: messenger RNA, 4854 nt
Organism: Closterium sp. Yama58-4
Lineage: Eukaryota; Viridiplantae; Streptophyta; Zygnematophyceae; Desmidiales; Closteriaceae
Source: the annotation of a GenBank genome assembly